Messenger RNA from Oreochromis aureus, 2671 nucleotides. It is a transcript of the gene tmem182a, whose product is annotated as transmembrane protein 182a. The record is from RefSeq and is a predicted model, not a curated record. The transcript is spliced from 5 exons. Bases 178 to 924 code for a protein of 248 amino acids. Lineage: Eukaryota; Metazoa; Chordata; Actinopteri; Cichliformes; Cichlidae. Gene Ontology annotation, cellular component: membrane.
UGGUGUUAAGGUCCAGUAACCCAACAAAACCCAGCUGAACUGAUCUCACUCGCUGGAUAUAAUACAUAACAAGAGGAGUGACUGGAUCUGACUCAGCUUGUCACAUGCACUAGUUGGAGGGGAAAGUCAGACUGAGUGUGGGCAUCCUGUAAUUAAGUGGCUGAUCAGUCCUGGACCAUGAAGCUUAGAGUGGCGUUGUUCUUCGCAGGGCUCUUUGGGGCGUUGGCAGCUGUGUUCAUCCUUCUCUCUUUUGGAACCGAUUACUGGCUGCUGGCUUCAGAGAGCUGCCAGUUAAGGCCUAAUGGAUCUGCUGGCCCAGGCGGUGUGACCAUAAAGCCUGGAGAUGUGGUGCUGGAGGGCAAGGGCAGUAGUGAUGUCACUCUGUACCAUGAGGGUUUUUUCUGGAGGUGUUCCUUUAAAGGCGACAUGGAGGAUGACGACCUGCUGAAGAGACUCUGGUUCACCAAUCAGCCUGACUCAAAAGUAUGUAUGCCUGCCUACCUCUUCCCAUUCCCUGUGUCUCAUCAGACCCACAAUGCCACAGAGUAUGAGUCUUCCAUAACUUACAGAGGUUUCUGGAGCGUCUUUAUGCUCAUUGCUGUGGCAGCUGUGGUGAUUGGCGGCUUCAUCAUCAUCUGCGCUGCUCCGUUUGCCGGCCACCGCUUGUAUAAAGCAGGUGGUGGCCUCUUUUUGAUAGCUGGUUUUUUCCUGCUGUGUGUGGUGGUCAUGUACGUACUGUGGAUGCAGGUGUUGGAUGUGAUGGACCUUUACAUAGCGCACCAGCGUGCUCUGUGUUCAGACUUCCACCUGACCUUCAGCUACGGUCUCUCCUUCAUGUUUGCCCCAAUCGGCAUCUUCUUCUGCUUCCUGGCCGGCCUUCUUUUCCUCCUCAUUGGCCGAACCAUCCAGAUUCACUCCCAGUGACUUACCAGCAGUAGAAGAAGAGCCCGAAAUGCCGGGAUUGUAUGAGUGUUUUAUACUGACACAUUUAGAUGUUUUUCUCAGUCUUUCUGUCGUGUAAAAGCAGGAAUCGGUUUGGCAAUUAUGUGGCACAUGCUUGAAUAUUUUCAGCUGUUGUUGAGCUCAUCGUGCUCACUCAAACCUGAGUCAUUUUCAGCUCAGCUAAGAUAGCACUGAGACUGCGGAGGUCCCAAAACAUCUAAAAUGAAAAAUAAAUAAGAAAUUUAAAAAAUGCACAAAAAUGAAUAUUUAAAAUAAACUGAGGCGUUAAUUUAAGGUUAAUUUCUGAAAUGUGCCAUAAAUUGAUAUUUCUGCUGGUGUUGCAUUUAUUUACCCUUCUGUUAAUUUGUCUGCUUCCAUAUUUAAUAUUUCUUACUUAUUUAAUUUCUCUUGUAUUUAUCAUAUUUAUUAAUAAUGAAUAUAAAAGAUUUUAAAUGUAUAUAUUAAUUAAUUUAAUUAUCCCCUAGUUUUUUCCCUGAAACUUCCCCCAAAUUCACAUUUUCUUUAUCAAAGAAAAAAAUAAAUACAGAAGCAAAUGAAAAUAGAAAUAUCAGUGUGUUGGGUGUUUUAUAAAUUGAUCCGUGCCUGUGUUUAUUUUGAUGUAAUUCUUAAUGCAUUUAAAGGCACAUUAAUGCAUUUAUGACGACAUUUAAUUAUGCUUUUAUUUAUUUUUUUAUUCUUGAAGUUUUGGUCCUCUGCUGUAUUGUGGAGCACAGCUUUAUUAGAAUCUCGUGUGUCUGUGAUACUUUGAAGUAUUUUCUGAGUGUUUUCAUGCAAUUCAGUCACCAGCAGUGAUAUGUUAGUAUGGAAGAGUGGUGUAUGCUUGGAAAUAUUAAAGGUAUGGGUUGAAAAUGUAAUUAAAAAAUAUAAAAGAGUUUGUAAAAUUAUCUACAAAAAGCUUCUAAGGUGGCAUCAUGAUCUCUGCGUAUAGUAACGGGAAUCAGUACUGGGAAAUAACUUCUGUCAGCUCAUCGCUUUAAAGGUUAAAGCUGGUAAUUCUUGAUAUUUGUUAUCCUCCAUUAAACCCAUGUAAACACCAAAACCAUCAGUAUUUUCUUAAACUGCCAUUCUCUGACUGUAAGGACAAUCCAAAUAUGAAAAAAAUAAGUUUAAUUGAUCCUUAAUUAUUCCAGUGUUUUUAUUUUUUAAUCAAAUAUGACUCGAAGAAGAAAAAAAGUAGAAUUUUUUUCUGUUCAGAGCUGAAUAUUAAUACACUGGUGAGUAUUUACACAAGCAGGUCAGCAGAUGUGCAUCAACUCAAAUGAACCGUACCCACGUCAGUGCAAAUGGUAUCCCUAAUUUCUGUGUUUUAAAUAGUUUCUGGAUAACAGUGGAGCUCAUGGUACAGAUUCAUAAGCUACAGAGUCUCAGGUUGUGGGUGAACAUUUUUAUUGUUGGUUUUGGUGCUUUUUGAUAAUCAGGUGAUUGCAGGAUAAUAUUAAUGCAUCUCAUUAUGUUAUCAGAUAUUUAUUUGUCACUGUGUGUCAACAUUUGCUUAUUUGUCACCUAAAAGUCUGCAUUUUUAGCUUUGACGACAUUAUUGGCUCGGCACAGGCAACAGUUUUAUGUUAACGCUGUUCACAGUUCCCUUUCUUUUUGAGUUGUUCUGAGUGAGUUGUCAGAUAUAACGUCAUGUCUGUCAAAUAUGUGUACAUAUAUAUAUUUUCUGUGAUCUGCUUUUGCUGCCAAUUAAAAUCCUUUUGCCAUUGUU